This is a messenger RNA of Mytilus californianus (California mussel), 1166 nucleotides long. Its product is annotated as ankyrin repeat domain-containing protein 50-like. Bases 140 to 946 code for a protein of 268 amino acids. Gene Ontology annotation, molecular function: protein binding. The transcript is spliced from 3 exons. NCBI's taxonomy places the organism in Eukaryota, Metazoa, Mollusca, Bivalvia, Mytilida, Mytilidae. The record is from RefSeq and is a predicted model, not a curated record.
GAUACCUCAGUUCAGACGGAGAAUUCUCUGUCAUUUGAAAGGAUUGAACACGUCUUACCAGAAAAAAUUAGCCCACACAUGUGAUGUACGUGGCAAUUAUACUGUACUGAUACUGUUAUGUUCCUAUGAUGAUAUUUCGAUGAUUUCCUGGUGUGUUAAUCAUGGGGUUUGUGUAAAUAAGUGUAGCGAGAAGAAUUUAACCGCAUUGCAUUUUGCUGUUUUUUAUGGUUUGAUAGAAAUAGUAAGGAUGCUGCUUGACACAGGAGCAGAUUAUAAUAAAUGUGACAGUAUUGGUAGGUCACCUUUUAUGAGUGCCUGUAUACAUGGUCGUACAGAAAUAGUAAAGAUGUUGUUAGACACAGGAGCAGAUUAUAAUAAAUGUGACAAUUCGGGUUGCUCACCUGUAGUUUUGGCGUGUAGUAAGGGGCAUACGGAAAUAGUAAGGAUGUUGUUAGACGCAGGAGCAGACUAUAGUAAAUGUGACAAUUCGGGUUGUUCACCUGUAAUUUUUGCUUGUGGCGAGGGAUAUACGGAAAUAGUAAAGGUGUUGUUAGAUACAGGAGCAGACUAUAAUAAUUGUAACAAUGUGGGUUGGUCACCUGUAAUGUGUGCUUGUAGAAAUGGCCAUACAGAAAUAGUUAGGAUGUUGUUAGACAUAGGUGCAGAUUAUAAUAAAUGUAACAAUCAAGGCCAGUCAUCUUUAAUAAUUGCAUCUGAAAGAGGUCAUAGAGAUAUAGUUCGUGUGAUAAAUGAACAGUUUAAGAAAGAACAAGCAAGAAAAAGGCGAGGUCACCCGAAAGGUAGAUAUAGCAGAAAGAGGCGACUAGAUUCAAGCGAGUCAGAUGAAAAUGUUCCACUGGCCAGACUUAAGGAAAAAAUAAAAGAUGAUACUUUGACGAAAAAAAGAAAAGGAAGCAGAAGGAGCUUAAGGAAGUCCCAGCGAUAGGCAAUAGUAUCUUAACCAGGAUUGCAAAAUACUACAGUGAGAAUGUCGUUUUAAACAUGUUAAAAUGAAGACGGAUCUGAGCCCGUGGUACCAGUGCUGUAUCUGGAGCAAGCGGAAAAGGGUAGCUUGAUGUGAGGCUGUUCUCAUACAGCAUAUCUUGUGCCAUUAAAACAUAUAGCUAUGCUUUCCAAUGUACAACUCUUAUAGAAUAUUUAAUUUU